Gaeumannomyces tritici R3-111a-1 is the source of this 225-nucleotide messenger RNA. RefSeq lists its product as hypothetical. The record is from RefSeq and is a predicted model, not a curated record. Lineage: Eukaryota; Fungi; Ascomycota; Sordariomycetes; Magnaporthales; Magnaporthaceae. The transcript is spliced from 2 exons. Bases 1 to 225 code for a protein of 74 amino acids.
AUGGCAGCAAACAAGCUGGGUGGUGUUGUACGCAGUCCGUUAGUGAGCCUCCACUCGGUAGCCAGAGCCCAGCCAUCCAGCCGUGGCCAGUGGCCUCAGCGUGCGGGGCAGUGUGACCGUUUAUUGGAGCUCGCAUCGCUCAGCCCGCCUCACGAUGCGUGCCCAACCCGCUCCCACGCAUACACUCGCGAUUACGGCAGGCGCCAAGUCGAGAGUCUUAAGUAA